AUGGUGGUCAUUGAUGGUAUGGAGGCGAAGUUGGUCUGUCUGCUGGAGCAGCAGCAGCAGCAGCAGCUCAUGCAGCAGCAGCAGCAGCUCCAGUUAGACAUCUUACAAAAGUCACUGCAGUUGCUAACAGACAAACUUCCGGUACUGGACGCGACGGGGCGUCGGGACCCACGAAGAGAGGCAGCGUCUCCUGAUGCUGCGUCGACGGCUGCCGAGUGGGUGCCGGACAAGGCGCUGCGGUGUCAGACUCCUUGGGGGUGCCCAAGGAAAGCGGCUGCAAUACAGGCUGCACAGCCACCGCUUGGGAAGGCAGCCCGGCUGAGGGGUCGACGUCCAUCAGCUCCGAAGGCGGUGGCGACUGAAGAGGGACCACAGGCGCCGGAGCGACCACCCGGGGCGCUCCCGCAUGAAGCUGCGCGGGAGGCAUCAACGGGACGGGCUGUCGGCGUGGUAGCGGCGACGGCUGCUGCUGCUGCUGCCCUGGGGGCGGCAGCGAAGUCGGAAGUUUUGGCAGACAAAACAAUGGAUAUUGCAGGCACAGAACAACUUUCUCUUUCUGCACGUUAUUUUGACCUUGCAACUAAUGUUGUCAGAGAAGACUUCCUUGGAUUUACACCAUUAGCAAGGUACGGACCUGGUCCUCGAGUCACCAUCCCUGCCCCCGGUUGCCGUCUCUCCGAGGGCCUGCUGUCAGCUCUCUCCGCCUCCGGAUAG
Schistocerca nitens (vagrant locust) is the source of this 714-nucleotide messenger RNA. Its product is annotated as testis-specific gene A8 protein-like. NCBI's taxonomy places the organism in Eukaryota, Metazoa, Arthropoda, Insecta, Orthoptera, Acrididae. The record is from RefSeq and is a predicted model, not a curated record. The transcript has 4 exons. The coding region runs from base 1 to 714 and encodes 237 amino acids.